AUUUUCUUUCGCUCUCUGUGCGGAGGAUUAAAAUCCAUUAUUUGGAACAAACGCAAUCUUAGCAGUGAAGUGGAGCUCUCAAGUCGAGAUCGCAGGCAUGGCGGCAAUGGAUGAAGCAAAAUGUAAAAGUAAUUCUGUCGUGGCUGAUCUUGUCGACUUCUUGAACGCUUCACCAACUGCUUUCCAUGCCGUUGAGGAGGCAAAGAAGCGUCUCCGAAGCGUCGGAUAUGAACAAGUAUCUGAAAGAGAGAGCUGGAAAUUAGAAGCUGGAAAGAAGUACUUCUUCACCAGAAAUCAUUCGACUAUAGUUGCUUUCGCGAUCGGUGAAAAAUAUGUUGCUGGGAAUGGAUUUCACAUUGUUGGUGCUCAUACUGAUAGCCCUUGUUUAAAACUGAAGCCUGUGUCCAAGGUAACAAAGGGUGGAUAUCUGGAAGUUGGCGUCCAAACAUAUGGGGGUGGGUUGUGGCACACAUGGUUUGACCGUGACUUAACAGUUGCAGGAAGGGUGAUUAUAAAGGAAAAAAGAAGUGAUUCUGUUUCAUACAUUCACCGACUUGUUCGAAUUGAGGAGCCCAUAAUGAGAGUCCCCACACUAGCAAUUCACUUGGACAGGGGCACGGAUGGAUUUAAGGUGAACACGCAGAAUCAUCUUCUCCCAAUUCUGGCAACAAGUAUUAAGGGGGAAUUGAAUAAAGUUGUUGCCAAGAACGAUGCACAACAUGAUGGAGAGAAAACAGAUCCAAAGUCAGUUCCUAAUAACUCAAAGCAUCACUCACUUCUAUUACAGCUACUUGCCGAGCAACUUCACUGUGAAGCAGAUGACAUAAGCGAUUUUGAAUUGCAAGCAUGUGACACGCAACCCAGUGUGAUUGGUGGUGCCAAGAAGGAAUUCAUUUUCUCUGGACGGCUUGAUAAUUUAUGCAUGUCAUUUUGUUCUUUGAAGGCACUGAUUGACAGUACAUCUUCGCAAAUUAGCCUAGAGAAUGAGCCUGGUGUUAGAAUGGUGGCCUUAUUCGACCAUGAGGAGGUUGGAUCUGAUUCAGCCCAGGGAGCUGGGUCUCCUGCAAUGCUUAAUGCUUUAUCACGAAUUACAAACUCCUUCAGUUCAGACUCAUCGCUGAUUGAGAAAGCUAUCCAAAGAAGUUUCCUGGUAUCAGCUGACAUGGCGCAUGCAUUACACCCUAAUUAUAUGGACAAGCAUGAAGAAAAUCAUCAGCCCAAGUUGCAUGGAGGGUUGGUCAUCAAGAACAAUGCAAAUCAACGAUAUGCAACUAAUGCAGUCACUUCGUUCAUAUUCCGGGAGUUGGCUGUGAAUCAUAACCUUCCUGUUCAGGAUUUUGUGGUCCGCAACGACAUGUCUUGUGGUUCAACCAUCGGCCCCAUUCUUGCAAGUGGCAUAGGUAUACGAACAGUAGAUGUUGGAGCACCACAGCUAUCAAUGCACAGUAUUCGGGAAAUGUGUGCUACAGAUGAUGUCAAUUACUCUUAUGAACAUUUUAAGGCUUACUACGAAGAGUACUCUAGUCUUGACGAGAAGCUCACAGUCGAUAUGUAGAACGUAUUCCUCAUCUUCUCAGGAAGUUUCUAAUAAACCGACUGUAGGGUACAUGCCACCGAGUUGUUAGCACAAGGUACUUUUGUAUACCAAGACUAUGGUUAUAUUCUGCUCGCACUUUCUACUAUCAUUAGUCCAACGAGUUAUAUGUGCAACAUGAAACAUCAAUAAUAUUGUAUAAGAUUUCUCCAGGAACAUUUUUGUUACCAAAUAAUUGUAGAAGGCUCUAUCUGAUGACGCUAUUUGACAUGUUUAUUGUUUUUACUUUCA
This is a messenger RNA of Momordica charantia (bitter melon), 1825 nucleotides long. Its product is annotated as putative aspartyl aminopeptidase. The record is from RefSeq and is a predicted model, not a curated record. Lineage: Eukaryota; Viridiplantae; Streptophyta; Magnoliopsida; Cucurbitales; Cucurbitaceae. Gene Ontology annotation, biological process: proteolysis. Gene Ontology annotation, molecular function: aminopeptidase activity; zinc ion binding.